Cladophialophora psammophila CBS 110553 is the source of this 1677-nucleotide messenger RNA. RefSeq lists its product as uncharacterized. The record is from RefSeq and is a predicted model, not a curated record. The transcript is spliced from 2 exons. The coding region runs from base 1 to 1677 and encodes 558 amino acids. Lineage: Eukaryota; Fungi; Ascomycota; Eurotiomycetes; Chaetothyriales; Herpotrichiellaceae. Gene Ontology annotation, molecular function: FAD binding.
AUGCUUCUCGUAUCCAGCUGCCUCGUGGCAGCUCUCGCACUAUCCGUCAAUGCACAGUCUAACGCAACUGAUGCAGGCGGCCCUGCAGACUACAUUGUAUCGACUAACUCAACCGAUGCAAUCGAGCCUCCAGACUUCAAUGUUACUCAAGCGCUAGUAGACAUGGGAGUCAACGUGUCCGCACUUCCUGUUGACCAACUUGUUAAACGCUCGUCUAACUUUGCUUGUCAACUUGCCUGCGGCUCUUUGCAGUUUCUCUACGGUGGCAGUAAGGUCGAGUACAGCAAUGAUGCUGGAUAUGACACGUUCACGUCAGGCUACUGGUCUCAGAUUCAAGAGAAUGUGAACCCCUACUGCAUUUUCAAAGCGCCUGACAAAAACGCCAUCUCGGUUGUGGUUCUGCUGUCUCGGUUGACGAGCUGCCCUUUUGCGGUCAAGAGUGGCGGCCAUGCAGCAUUCCAAGGUGCUUCCAACAUCGAAGGCGGUAUCACUGUCUCCCUAGCCGCUCUCAACUCUAUCCAGGUUUCCAGUGACAAGAAAACUGUCGCAAUCGGACCGGGCAAUACCUGGAAUUCGGUGUAUACAGCGCUCCAGCCAUACAAUAUUGCAGUGAUUGGCGGACGCGUCGCACCCAUCGGAGUUGGUGGUCUGACGACUGGAGGUGGAAUAUCCUUCUUUUCUUCUCUCUAUGGAUGGGCGUGCGAUAACGUUGCCUCGUACGACGUUGUUCUUGCCUCGGGGGCCCAGGUCACCGCUUCGCCAACCUCAUUUCCCGACCUCUAUUGGGCUCUUCGCGGUGGUGGCAACAACUUCGGUAUUGUCGUUAACUUCAAUCUUAAUGCCAUCAGCCUGCCCGGAGGCCAAAUGUGGGGCGGCGACCGUGUCUACCUGGAAGAUCAAUUCCCUGGCCUCGCUGCGGCUUUUGCCGGUGUUGUGGAGGAUUCUCCGAACGAUGGCAACGCAGGCCAAUGGGUUGCCUGGCUGGAGAGUAAUGGGACCAAGCUCGCUGCUACAGAGCUCUACUACGCCCAGCCGAAUGGUGGAAGUGCCGCAAUCUGGAACAAUUAUAACGCCCUCACUGCCAUCUCGGACACGACGCAAAACCGAGUGUUGGCAGCUUACACCCAAGAGUUGGCGCAAUCGAAUCCCUACGGCCUGCGUGAAACAUACUACGGCUUGACUGUGAAAGCUGACGAAUCCCUCGCGGUGCUCGCAAAGGAUAUCUUCUAUCAAGCACUACCCGCUACAGCAAAUGUGGCUGGCGCAAAUCCAGUUCUCAUCUAUCAGGGCAUCACGCUGCCGAUGAUCGAAGCCAUGCAGAAGAACGGCGGCAACCCUCUGGGUAUUUCUGUUUCCGACGGGCCACUCUAUUUGAUCCAUGUCGCUUGCUGGUGGGACAACGCGUCUGAUGACGCCACUAUCUACGCUUUCAUCACGAACGUGUUGAACCAGAUCAAGGCCGCGGCAACUGCUAUUGGAAAGCAGAACGACUACAUCUAUAUGAACUACGGUGGCGUGUAUGAGGAUGUGAUCAAGAGUUAUGGCUCGACCAACAAGGCGCAACUCAAGAGCAUCGCUCAGAAAUACGACCCCCAGCAGGUCUUCCAGAUCCUGCAGCCAGGCUAUUUCAAGCUUGACCGGGCUCCGGUCGUGGAUUCGAGCUACUUCUCGGGAUAG